Ictalurus furcatus (blue catfish) is the source of this 3202-nucleotide messenger RNA. RefSeq names its product nanog homeobox (gene nanog). Lineage: Eukaryota; Metazoa; Chordata; Actinopteri; Siluriformes; Ictaluridae. The record is from RefSeq and is a predicted model, not a curated record. Gene Ontology annotation, molecular function: RNA polymerase II cis-regulatory region sequence-specific DNA binding; DNA-binding transcription factor activity, RNA polymerase II-specific. Bases 513 to 1712 code for a protein of 399 amino acids. Gene Ontology annotation, biological process: regulation of transcription by RNA polymerase II. The transcript is spliced from 4 exons.
UUUUUAAAAUUAUUUUUUAUUUUAGGUGAGUAUCAGAUAUUCCCCUCCAAGACCAGGUAAAAGCAAUGGCAAAACUAUUUAACUUAUAAUCCAUGCUCUUUUUAUCAUUAAAUAUGUCGUCCUGUCUCAGCACUUUUUUAAAAAAAAACUUAAUAUGUUGAUUAAGACGUGUUCCAUCAAAACAAUUGCUUUUUGAUAACAAAAUCUACUGUAUACGCUGUUUUAGGCCUCCACCUGAUUUUACGGGCGUGGUCGAUACGUUUUGAUCCUCCCACCCCGUUUCUGAUUGGUCAGAACAUUACCCUUCCGGCUCCACCUGAAGCCACCCACCCACCCACACCUGGCUUUAUAAAUCCCCAUCAAGACGCUGAAACACUCUUAUGUAGACGAUGUGAUGGGUGAGGGGGUGAAGUUGUGAGGUUGGAUUAAGGGGGGUUUUCUGGAUACUGUGUCGACUAAUACUGUAGGUAUUUUGUCCGUAUAGCGUUUCACCAGUUUUGGACCCUACAGAGAUGGCGGAUUGGAAGGUCCCAGUGAGCUACAACUACAGUCCGUCAUACCAUGCUUACGCGUAUGGGUUAGUGUACCAGCAAACCCCUGAGCAGACCCACGCUAAUAUGAGUUGGGCAGAGGCUGCUUAUGGGUCUUCUGUAGGGAUGGCAGGGGGUUACUACACCUCACAGCCGCCGCCGUCUUCUCAAACUCCACCCGGGAGUCCGGAAUACAACAACCCGGCCUCUGAAGGUCAUUACCCGGGUGCAGUCGUGUACUACGCGGACGCGAAGGCGCACACACAGACCGGUCGUCUUUUCCUCGCGCACAACCGGGUCCAGUUUGACCAAAGGAGCAAGGAGCAGGAGCGAGCAGGGAGUGACACGCCGAGCGACUCCGAGUCCCACACACCAGACUCUUGGAGCUCGGGUAGCAGUCGGGAAGGCAGCGCGGCUCAAGUGGAUCUGGAUCACCACGACUGGAUUAAAAAAGAGCAGGCGCACGAGCCCGACAGCGGCAGCCUCGACACAAACGAGGUCGCAUCCAACUCUCUGUCCGCGGCCUCAGAGGGUCCGGAGUGUCUGACCGUGGAGAGAGACGGGGGAUUGCCAGCAGCGUCUCAUGAGGCCGCGGCGCAGCAGCAGACGCGCAAGGCGAAAGCGCGCACCGCCUUUUCCGAGGAGCAGAUGAGCGCGCUAAACGACCGCUUCAAUGUGCAGAGAUACCUCACCCCUGCAGAGAUGAAGACUCUAGCAGGACUCACCGGGCUCACCUACAAACAGGUGAAAACCUGGUUUCAGAACCGCAGAAUGAAGCUAAAGAGGCACCAGAAAGAUAGUAGCUGGGUCUCGGAGAGGUACAUCACAGCUGGGAUCCCAAAUGGACAGACGACCCAUGCUCAGUUCCAGGUAGAUGCACCAAUGCUAACCCAAGAUCUUUAUAACAACCCACAGUUUAGAGAUGCUGUAUUCAAGAAGAGCCCUCCACAGACCUCCUUUUACCUCAACUACUCUCUGCCCCGGUCUCCUUCCCAGAUCUCAACCGGUCGUCAGGGAAGUUGGCGUCUGCCCCCAGCUGUGCAGCACUAUGAAUUCCUCAAUCCUUCCAGCUAUGUGCCAGUUGGUGGGGAUGCUGGUACUGGCGAUGUUGGCACUGUUGAUCCAAGCAGCAGCCCUACGCAGAUGGCCACAGCACACAACGCAACACAGUGGUCAUCUUGAGCAACUGCACUUGGCUGUCUGUAGUUUGUGACGUUGUGUGUAAAUAGUUUUGGAUCCAACUGCUUUUUAUUAUAGCUCAGGGUUUCCCUGUUAUACUCUGGAGGGGCUGGGGUCUGGCACAAUUUGGUUAUUUCUCUGCUCUGUUUAUUAGGUGUAAAUGUGAAAUGUGUCCGAGCGGCAUAAUUCAAGAACAACUCUAGACCCAGACUCUCCAAGAGUGGAAUUGGGAAUCCUGUUAGCUUUGAUGUAAGGAACCCUUGUAUAUUUUUAAAAAAUUUGCUGAAAACAGUCGACUGUGCAAAAUUGUCAAUGCUUUAUGAGCAUGGAAAUGGUUUUUGUCCCUCUUACUUUUAUAUGGAAGAUCUAUUUUUAUAACUUCAAUGAACCUUCCAGAGUAUUUAAUGUCUUAUCAGGUACCCUUGCUCUUCUUAAUCUCUGCUAUGUUCAAGGUGUUUUCUUCAGCCCCUGUCUUUCAAGCUGUCUUUUGGAACCACUCUUGCUUGUACUACACUUGCAUGUUGUCAUGGGGUGAUGAGGAAUAAAUGUUUUUUUCCCCCCCUGGUGUUCUUGCCUAAAAGCAAACGUUUAUGUGGCCCUAACUCUUCCUAUAUUUGUGCAGUAAGCUAAGGUAUCCAAAACCAUUUGUGUUAGUCAUAACUGUAUACUAGAAUGCCAACUUGUGCUUUGUGUCUGGUUGGCUACCUUGAAGACUUGCUGAGACAACAAUGACCAAAGAAGGCAUGUGCUCCAUGUAUUUUUUUUUUUCCUCUUUUUUUUUUUUUCUUUCUUUUUCUUUCUCCAUUGAAUUGUGUAGCCUAAACCUUUACAUGACUGCUGUUUAAGCCAUCUAGGAUGGAUACAGGUUUUGGACAGUUGUCUUUUAUAUUAAAUGUAUUCCUUGAAACCUUUUCAUACCUGAGGUAAUUCAUCCAUGUCAAUAACUAGCAAGCCAAACUGUCUGUCUUUGUACAGGAUUUGUUGUGUUUUUUUUUUUUUUUUUUUUUUUUUAAAGUAUCUGAAGUUAAGAACAAAAUGAACAUGUAUGGAAAUUAGGCUCCAUCUAAUUUAAAUAUGAAUGUAAUUUCUUGCUUGUAUCUUUAAUGAAUGGUUUAAAUCUACAUCAAAACACCUUUGGUUUUAAUUUGGCAAUUAAAACAAAUUGAAUGUUUUGAUGUAGAUUUAAAACAUUUCACCAUGGUGUUCUCAAGAUGAAGGUAAUCUUUGAUUAAAUGAAAGUGACUUUCCAAACUAUUCCAGUUUGGAAAUCCUUUGUUAAAAAGAAAAAAAAAAUUCUAGCUGGGGAUAAGCAUGGACAUGAAUGCAGGUUGUCUAGAAAUGGACUCCUGACUUUAUUAAAAACAAUUAAAUUUUUUUUUUUACAGUAUUAUACAGUAUCAGGAAAGUUUUCAGGCACAAAUGCCAUGAUUGUGAAGGAGGUGGAGCUUAUGCCACUUUCAAAGUUGCUAAGUUUUGGAUUAUUUGCAUUAUCA